This is a messenger RNA of Mya arenaria, 2945 nucleotides long. RefSeq names its product NEDD8-activating enzyme E1 catalytic subunit-like. Bases 112 to 1425 code for a protein of 437 amino acids. The transcript has 16 exons. Gene Ontology annotation, molecular function: NEDD8 activating enzyme activity. The record is from RefSeq and is a predicted model, not a curated record. Gene Ontology annotation, biological process: protein neddylation. Gene Ontology annotation, cellular component: cytoplasm; nucleus. Lineage: Eukaryota; Metazoa; Mollusca; Bivalvia; Myida; Myidae.
AUUUGUUGUAAGCGGCCCAACAAUAUUGUCCUUACUUAAAUCACACUUGUCAAAAUUUCCUCCUUCGCGAUAUCAUUUGUAAUUACAUUGAAGUUGUCGGUGCCGAUUGACAUGUCUUCUGACUGGGCAGGCAGAUGGUGCCAUGUACAAAAGUUCCUGGAGAGAACUGGGCCCUUUGCUCACCCAGAUUUUGAGCCAAGCUCUGAGACUUUGACAUUCCUGCAGGAGGUGUGUAAGCUGCUGAUUAUUGGAGCUGGAGGUCUUGGUUGUGAACUGCUCAAAGAUCUGGCGUUGAUUGGUUUUAAAAACAUCGACAUCAUUGACAUGGACACCAUAGAUGUCUCCAAUCUCAACAGACAGUUCCUCUUUAGACCAAAAGAUGUAGGGAGAGCAAAGGCAGAGGUAGCUGCUGAGUUCAUCAACAACAGAAUCCCAGGCUGUAAUGUCACUCCACACUAUGCAAAGAUCCAGGAUUAUGAUGAAUCAUUCUACAGAAAUUUUCACAUCAUUGUGUGUGGGUUGGACUCAAUUGUAGCAAGAAGAUGGAUAAAUGGAAUGCUGGUGAGCAUGCUACAAUAUGAGGAAGGUGAGCUGGACCAGUCUAGUAUCGUGCCUAUGGUGGACGGAGGGACGGAAGGGUUCAAGGGUAAUGCGCGUGUUGUCCUUCCCGGCAUGUCUGCCUGCAUAGAGUGUACUCUGGAUCUCUAUCCACCACAGGUGAAUUUCCCCCUGUGUACCAUAGCCCACACCCCACGUCUGCCGGAACACUGUAUAGAGUAUGUGAGGAUUCUCCUCUGGCCCAAGGAGGAACCAUUCGGGGUUGGUGUGGCUAUAGAUGGGGACGAGCCGCUGCAUAUCCGCUGGAUCAUGGAGAAAUCUCAGGAAAGGGCUGAUGAGUUUAGUAUCCCUGGCAUCAACUACAGACUUACACAGGGUGUUGUAAAAAGGAUCAUUCCAGCGGUGGCCUCAACGAAUGCUGUCAUAGCAGCUGCCUGUUCUACCGAGGUGUUCAAACUGGCUACAAGUUGCUGUAUGCCUCUUAAUAACUACAUGAACUUCAAUGACACAGAAGGAAUCUACACAUAUACCUUUGAGGCAGAGAAAAAGGAGGACUGCAUGGCGUGCAGUAAGAUCCCCAAGGCAAUAACAUUCUCCGAGUCCGACAAGCUACAGGACGUCAUCAACUUUCUUGUAGAGAGCCCCGAAUAUCAGAUGAAGUCGCCGGGUGUGACGGCAAUGGUGCAGGGUAAGAACAAGACCCUGUACAUGCAGACCGUCAAGUCUAUAGAGGAGAAGACUAGGCAAAACCUGAAAAUCACUCUCAAGGAGCUGGGCUUGGUGUCCGGGCAGGAGCUGUAUGUUGCUGAUGUGACCACUCCACUGACCUUGACCUUCAAACUGAGCCUCGCCACCAACAUGGAGUGAACUCUGUCCAUUGUUGUGAAAUUGUGGAUCUAUAUAGACUGUGGGAUUGAAGUGGAUAGAAGUUGAACAUGUACUGAAACAAAACAUAUAAGAAGACUUAAACUUGAAGUAACGAUGACUUUGAAAUAAACUGGAAUUACCUUUAAAGAUUGCCAUAAUGUGGUCUAAAAUAGUGUUCUUAAACUGUCUUUAUAGACUGUUUAAACUUAAAUGUACUGUCUAGAAUCAUUAUGGGAGUGAAAUGGAGUGGCCCAGACUUUCAAAUAUACGAAACCAAUUAGAACUACAACUUGUCGAUUUUUUUUUGCGAAGUUUUUCACUAAAUCUGUUUGAUAAUGCAACUUUGUGCUGCCAUUUAUUUUACAAAGAAUUAGAAGAAGUAUAAUUGACCAUCUGAUUGUUUAAUUUGACAUUAGUGCCUGGUCAUUUGAGCCAGACAUUCACCAUAUGGUGACUACAGGCCAUCCUUAGCAGUUUACCUACUGGUAUAUGGACUAUGUGGUUGAACUAAAAAUAAGAUGAAACAUUUUUGGAGGAAAAAGCCAUUGAACUAUGAAAAAAACUUUGGAGUCUCCCUUAAAGAGAAUAAACAUUGGCAACCUUGAUGUUAUAGGUAAAGAGUCUCAAAGACAAGUUCAUGGAAUUUAAUUUCAUGCUUUCUGUGCUUUAUUAAAAAAAAAUAGUGGAUUGGAACCUGAUAAUCUCACUGCUUGAAACAUUGUGGUUUUUGAAGUAUGAUUACCCUGUUUCUGACAAUGUAGCUUGUUCCAUUGUAGGAAACGAACAUUAAUACUUCCCUUGCUAGUAAGAAAAAUGCAUGAUGUCAUUUCAUAUGUGAUGUCUGUUAGCCAAUAUUUGGUACAAGCUUUCCAAGUCAAUGUAAAGUAAAUAUCAUUUUUAGCUGGUCUAUUUUCCAAAGUAAAAAAAUUGAAAUCUCAAAAACCAGUUCCAAGAUAUUCCAAUGAAAAUUGGUACACAUGUUCAAAGGGGCUAUACGUACAUGUAUAGAGGGACCUUAACUCUUACUUUAAUACAGUUGAGUUAUGCCCCUUUAUUUGAAAACAACAAAGCUAGGGGUUCUCUGUGGGGCGCUUAUUGUAAUGUAUAACAAGCAUGAAAGAAAGAGAAAACUGCUUGUUUCAAUGCAAGAUUGUUAUAUAUUUCUCCUCUAUCUUAAUACACUGAUUCAAACAAUUAUCGAACAAAUGUACAAAAUGUAUAUGUAAAGCUGUUAUGUAAUUUGUAACAGACAAAGAUGAUUUAGUUGAAAUAUGUCAUUGACUUUUGACACAAGUAAUAAGGAGACCAAUAAGGUACAAUAUUAUAGGUUUGAUAAGAUAUUUGGUGAGCAGUUCUGUGUGAAUGAUUGUUUGAUUGUAGACCUGAUAGUAGUAACAAAGUGACACAGCAGUGCAAUAUUGUUUAUUGUGAUUUGCAUAUACAUGUAACCGUUCUUAUGUAGUGUGUGAACAAUGUCAUUUGGAGAUAUUAUUGAAGUAUAAAGCACCCAAAGGUUUUAA